This is a messenger RNA of Spea bombifrons (plains spadefoot toad), 1745 nucleotides long. It is a transcript of the gene TBX1, whose product is annotated as T-box transcription factor 1. Gene Ontology annotation, biological process: cell fate specification; positive regulation of DNA-templated transcription; regulation of transcription by RNA polymerase II. The record is from RefSeq and is a predicted model, not a curated record. Lineage: Eukaryota; Metazoa; Chordata; Amphibia; Anura; Pelobatidae. The transcript is spliced from 9 exons. Gene Ontology annotation, molecular function: RNA polymerase II cis-regulatory region sequence-specific DNA binding; DNA-binding transcription factor activity, RNA polymerase II-specific. Bases 204 to 1727 code for a protein of 507 amino acids. Gene Ontology annotation, cellular component: nucleus.
UCAAUUUAUAGAAGCAAAAAAAAUGUACUGAGUGCCAGACAUGGUGGUUGGUCCAUUAAGACUCUCUUAAGAAAUCCUAUGCUGAGUUUAUAGGGUAAGAGGAAAAAGGAGCCAGGACUGCAUGCUGUGAUGGGAACAGUAUAAAUAAUCAGCGACCGCCGAGGUCUGAUUCCAGCGACAUAGACCGAUCUGAAGACAAGUGAAUGUUUUCACCUUGUGACUUGAGAACCUCAGAUCCAGCGGACACAGAGGAGCAGAGCGCUGCCCUGGACAAGCUCACCAGAUUCCAGCCUCACCCCAUGAGAAUGCACUUCAGUGCAGUUACCAGGGACAUGGAGGCAAUUUCCAGCCCCUGGCUCACCCAGCUGUCCCAUUUUUGCGAUGUUGCAGCUUUCACGGCCAACAGUUUGAGCAGCCUGAAUGCUUCAGGGGGCUACCAUCUCUCCCCUUCACCUGGGGACCCUUACAGCCAGCACGAAGCUCACUACGAGCCCUGCUCGGCAGCCCAGCACUCGUACAGCUUUGGCCCUGGUUCCAGCCAUGCCUGCCCGGAGACUGAGAACGGAGCUUCUUCCUCCAGCUGUUCCUCCUCUUCCACCCCAGGAAGCAACAGCAACAACAGCACUAACAAGGCACCAGUGAAGAAGAACCCCAAGGUGGCCAACAUUACAGUCCAGCUGGAGAUGAAGGCUCUUUGGGAUGAGUUCAACCAGCUGGGCACGGAGAUGAUAGUCACCAAAGCUGGAAGGCGUAUGUUCCCCACCUUCCAGGUUAAGAUAUUUGGGAUGGAUCCCAUGGCUGAUUACAUGUUAUUAAUGGACUUUGUGCCAGUGGACGAUAAACGGUAUCGUUAUGCCUUCCAUAGCUCCUCUUGGCUGGUGGCAGGCAAAGCUGACCCUGCUACCCCAGGGAGGGUCCAUUACCACCCGGAUUCUCCAGCCAAAGGUGCCCAGUGGAUGAAGCAGAUCGUGUCUUUUGACAAGCUGAAGCUGACCAACAAUCUGCUGGACGACAAUGGCCAUAUCAUCCUGAAUUCAAUGCACAGAUACCAGCCCCGCUUCCACGUCGUGUACGUGGAUCCAAGGAAGGACAGCGAGAAAUACGCGGAGGAGAACUUUAAGACGUUUGUGUUCGAGGAAACCCGCUUCACUGCAGUCACUGCAUAUCAGAACCACAGGAUAACACAGCUUAAAAUAGCAAGCAACCCAUUCGCCAAAGGAUUUCGAGACUGCGAUCCAGAGGACUGGCCCAGAAAUCACAGACCAGGAUCUCUUCCGCUUAUGAGUGCUUUCGCAAGGUCCAGGAAUCCUGUUUCAUCUCCUCCACAGAAUGGCAGUGAAAAAGAUGGGGACGGAAGAAGAGAGUACGAGAGGGAUACUAGUGGCACACCUCUGCAUGGGGACGCAGCCCACCAACAGCUCAUGUCCAGAGUUCUCAGCCCUUCCCUUCCUGUGCCAGGUGGACUUGUCCCUCUCAGCACUGGCAGACCAAGCCCUCCACAUGAACUGCGUUUGGACCCCCAUUCUCAGGGUUCAGAACCCCUCCAUCACCACCCCUACAAAUAUCCAACAAGUUAUGAUCACUACUUAGGCGCAAAAACAAGACCGACCCCUUACCCUUUGCCGAGCAUCAGAGGACAUGGCUACCACCACCACCAUAUGAACCCAGCAGCCAACAUGUACUCAGCAGCUGGUGCACCCAGUAGUUAUGAGUACGGGCCAAGAUAACACCUGAAAAAGACAAAA